Rhipicephalus microplus (southern cattle tick) is the source of this 478-nucleotide messenger RNA. RefSeq lists its product as uncharacterized. The record is from RefSeq and is a predicted model, not a curated record. Lineage: Eukaryota; Metazoa; Arthropoda; Arachnida; Ixodida; Ixodidae.
AGCGCUUUUCGCGUUAUAAUCAUGGCGGUGUUUGGAAGCUUCCAAAAUGUGGUCUUCUUGGCUGCUUUUGCUUUUAUCCUUCCAGCGAUUCUGAAUGAAAAUAAUUCAUGUGCUAACGCCGUCCCCACUCCCCGUCCUCCUGGCCGAGCACCCAGCUGUGCUCCACCUGGCUGCUUUAGUGUCCUCGUUAGACGUAUCAGAGGACCACCUCGACCAAGGCCGCCACCUGGCCCAGGACCAGGUCGAGGUCAGCCGCCUGCUGUUAGACCGCCAAGUCGGCAGCCACCUAAUCCACGUCCAGGGCCCGUUCCUAGUCCACCGAGCCCGUCUUCUCCGGGAUUAUCUUCAUCAUCAUCAACUGAAUCAUUAUCUGGUGCAAGACCUGGGGACGUGAUGGCCAACUUGUGGAGGCAACCAAACUUUCGCAAUCCCGGACAGGGCAUCGGCUGACAGAGCUCGUUAAGCAAGUUUGGGUAUG